CGAACAUUACAUCGCAUUGACCACAUCUGCGGGCUAGUAAAUUUUUAGAAGCACUAAAUAAUUAUUUAACAAAAUGAAAUUGAAUAUAGUGCGGCCGUUGUUGUUGAGUUUAUUAUUUGUUAUAACAUUUACUGUACAAAAUGUUACAUGUGCCAAAAUUCUGGCACUUUUUCCAUUUCCCGGUCCUUCACAAUAUAUUUUAGUGCAGCCGUAUUUAAAAGCUUUAGCUGCUAAAGGACAUGAGCUGACGGUGAUUAAUGCUUUUCCACAAAAGCAACCGAUUUCCAACUUUCGAGAUGUGCUGGUAAUGGAGGUUCAUGACAAUUAUGCUGAGUUUGUGGAACAAGCCAAGACUGGGCGUAACAAAUGGGAGGAGAUGACAUUUUUAGCCGGUUUUUUCUUAAAUCUAACCGAAACUGUUAUAAAAAAUUCUGGUGUUCAGAAAUUACUAAACACUGAAAAUUACGAUCUUGUCAUACUAGAAGCACUCCACACUGAUGCCUGGUAUGCACUUGGCAGACACUUUAAUGCACCCAUGAUUGGUCUCUCCUCCUUUGGCACUGAUCCCGUUAUUGAUGAGUUAAUGGGCAACAUGUCGCCACUAUCGUAUUCUCCCUUAGUGACAGCCGGCUUAACGGAACACAUGACAUAUCUGGAACGUUUAAGAAAUGUAAUUUUAUCAUUUAUGGAAUUGCUGCAUGUAAGAAUUCACCUAAUACCUAGACAAAAGAAAAUUCUGCGAAACUACUUGCCUCACAUUAAAGAUGAUAUCUGGGAUUUGAGAACAAAUUUCUCCAUAAUGUUGCUGAAUAAUCAUUUUAGCUUAAGCUUUCCACGGCCAUAUGUACCCAGUAUGGUGGAAGUGGGAGGUUUUCAAAUAAAUUACAAACACAAGCCUUUGCCGCAUGAUAUUUUGAAUUUCCUUAAUUCCUCCUCGGAAGAUGUCAUAUAUUUUUCCAUGGGCUCUAAUGUGAAAUCAAAGGAUUUUCCUCCAGACAAACUACAAAUGCUAAAUAAGGUUUUUAGCUCAUUACCCUACAAAAUUUUGUGGAAAUUUGAAAACCCCACUUUGCCGGGCAAACCCAAGAAUGUCUUUAUUAGUUCCUGGUUUCCUCAACCCGAUGUUCUGGCUCAUCCUCGUGUCAAACUUUUCAUUUCACAUGGUGGCCUGCUGAGUACUUCGGAGGCAGUAUACCAUGGUAAGCCUAUGUUGGGUCUCCCUGUGUUCUACGAUCAACAAAUGAACAUCAAAAAAGGCAUACAAGCGGGUUUUGCUUUGGGCAUCGAUUUCCAUACACUGCCCCGGGAAGAAUUUAAGUCCGGCAUUUUGGAAAUGAUGAAUAAUCCGAAAUAUCUUAAUAAUGCUAAAACUAUAUCGAAUAUAUAUCACGAUCAACCUAUGAAACCUUUAGAAUUGGCCAUCUAUUGGACGGAAUAUGUUUUGAGGCAUAAUGGAGCGGUACAUUUGAAAAAUCCUGCUCAAUCGAUGAAUUUUAUACAAAAACACAGCAUAGAUACGGUGGGUGUUUUAGUAGCGGCUGCUGUAUUGUGUAUAAUUUUAGUGAUUGUUGCUGUAUGGAAAAUUGUUAAAUUAAUUUUACAGAAGAAAUCGUUGAAUAAAGAAAAAGUUAAUUGA
Molecule: messenger RNA, 1636 nt
Organism: Calliphora vicina (urban bluebottle blowfly)
Lineage: Eukaryota; Metazoa; Arthropoda; Insecta; Diptera; Calliphoridae
Product: UDP-glycosyltransferase UGT5-like
Exons: 2
Coding region: 74-1636 (520 amino acids)
Molecular function (GO): UDP-glycosyltransferase activity
Source: RefSeq, a predicted model, not a curated record